Molecule: messenger RNA, 2043 nt
Organism: Paramisgurnus dabryanus
Lineage: Eukaryota; Metazoa; Chordata; Actinopteri; Cypriniformes; Cobitidae
Product: trypsin I-P1-like
Biological process (GO): proteolysis
Molecular function (GO): serine-type endopeptidase activity
Source: RefSeq, a predicted model, not a curated record
UUGUGAGGGCACAAGAAAUCCCAUUGAGACAGCAGUUCUUGAACUGUGUCAUCAAAAAUUAUUACGAAGGAAAAAACAUUCGUUUAAAAAAAACAAAAAGAUGAUUAUACGCCUAAUUUUGUGUGUUGCUGGGAUAAUACUUCUUAACAUGGCAGGCUGUCUCUGUCAGUUAAAUGUGUGUGGCCAAGCUCCCUUCAACACCAAGAUUGUUGGAGGGCAGAGUGUGACCACAGGGUCUUGGCCUUGGCAGGCCAGCAUUCAGUUAAUCGGUGGAAGUCAUUUCUGUGGUGGUAGUCUCAUUAAUAAAGACUGGGUCUUAUCUGCAGCUCACUGCUUCCAGAGCUAUGGUGCAUCUAGUAUUGCCGUCUCUUUGGGACGUCAGACCUUAACAGGCUCAAACCCAGAUGCAAUAACUAAGACAGUAAGUCAAGUCAUCACCCAUUCCAGCUACAACUCAAAUACUGAAAACAACGACAUAGCUCUCGUAAGGCUCUCAUCUUCUGUGACUUUCACCAAUUACAUACGGCCUGUCUGUCUGGCUGCUAGUGGAAGCACACUUGAUGCAGGUGCUAAGACCUGGAUCACAGGAUGGGGAAAACUCCAUGCAGGAGAUUCUUCGCUUCCAAACACACUGCAGGAGGUACAGAUACCGAUUGUGAACAACACUGAUUGUAAUAAGGCUUAUGGUAUUAUUACAAGCAACAUGCUGUGUGCUGGUUUUACCUCGGGGGGCAAAGAUUCGUGUCAGGGAGAUUCUGGAGGUCCAAUGGUCUAUAAGAACGACUCCCUGUGGAUUCAGUCUGGAAUUGUGAGUUUCGGGAAAAGCUGCGCUGCAGCCGGCUUUCCUGGUGUGUACACCAGAGUGUCUCAAUACCAGUCUUGGAUCAACAAUUACAUAAGCAGCGAUCAGCCUGGAUUUGUCCAAAUUUCUGCAACUGGUGGUUCAUCUAACCUUCACCACUAUCUUCCUCACACAUUAUUCAUCUUCUCACUUUAUCUCUUUUUGUAAAAUUGUACAAGAAGAGAACACAGAUGAGGGAGGAGAAUUUGCAAUGUGCACUCCUAUAAAUGUGAAGGUUUUACAAGUGAGGUUUUAAUCUUGUCGUUUAUUUAUCUUUGUUACAUACCAAUACUUAGGCACUUUAAAACAUAAUUAUAGACAAAUGUGAGUUUAUUAAGUUUAACAUUAACACAAAAAUUAAUCUACAUUUUUUUUUAUCACAAACACACUCUCUUUAUUAAUAUUUUAUUUCUGUGAUUUAACUUAUGGUGGUUAUUUUGACUGACUGUGAAUUUCAUUUAAACCAUUAAGAGCUCUAUAGCCCACACAACACAAGAUCCACUGCAAAUGCACACCAGUCAUGUAUUAACAUUUACUUUUAUGUGUUAAUGAUUUUGAUCCAAAUAGAUUUAUAAAUGAGAAAGAAUUUAACUAACAAUAAGCAACCAAAUUGCACACUGAAAUAAACAAAAGUAUAAAGCUGUGCUUAAUUGUUACUGAUUACGUUCUGUGAUGUUUUUUUUCUGUAUUAUUCCUUAAGAACAAUGAUCAUUUCUGUUUUUCGAAGUGUCAAGCCCAUAUAUAUAGGUACUUUUAAAGUGCUAUGAUGAUGUCCCACUCUGUUUAGUAAUUUGAUGAGUUUAGGGGCACAUUUCCUCAAUAACUACAAUUUAAAUUACAAGUGAACAAAAUACCACAUAACUAGGUUGACCUAAGAAAAAACAGGUGUAAUAGCAUGGAUAUGAUUAUCUAUAGUUGAAUAACUCUAAAAUGUUUCGCUGUCAUGCACAAAAUGACAGAAAUUUUGAAAUACAAAAUUAGAAAGUGAAGUUAGAGCAGAAUUUAGGAGAGGAUGCCACCUGGCGCUAAAGCGGUGCAGCUGCAGGUAGGUUUGGCCGCAAAAUUAACCCCUUCGGAAACUGUGUUUCAAGCAACCUCACGUUGUUUCAAUCGUGUUGUUUGUUAUGAUAUGUGAUUUAAAAAUGUAUCGUGAUUAGCUACUGUAAAGUGUUUGUAACGUAUGUGAAAACUUUUUUCGGUUG